Molecule: messenger RNA, 3105 nt
Organism: Nycticebus coucang (slow loris)
Lineage: Eukaryota; Metazoa; Chordata; Mammalia; Primates; Lorisidae
Product: guanylate-binding protein 6-like
Exons: 10
Coding region: 656-2029 (457 amino acids)
Biological process (GO): defense response to Gram-positive bacterium; defense response to protozoan
Molecular function (GO): GTPase activity; GTP binding
Source: RefSeq, a predicted model, not a curated record
GCCAGAGAAAACCGCGGUUCUUUGCAAAGGCAAUUAAGUGAAAAUGAGGUCAGAGGGACCAACAUGGCUGGUGUCUUUACAAAAAAGGCAAAAUUUGGAUCCAGAGGUAUUCAAGAUCAAGGUGAAGACACAGAGGAAGAAGAUGGCCUUUGUUUGCCCCUGAUACAUCUACCAACAGGAACUCCAAGAAUUGCUAGAAACCACAGAAGUGGAUUCUCCCUUAGAGCCAUCAGAGAGAGCACGAUGAUACUGAAAUCUUGAUUUCUGACUUCUAGGCUGCAAAACUGAGACAAUAAAUACUUGUUAUUUUAAGCAAAAAAAAAAAAAAAAAAUUAAAGUUUUUUUCUGUAAAGCAUUUCUUUUCUCUGAGUUAACCCUUUGGGAGCCACGCAGACAUUAAUAUAGAUUUUCUUACUUUUGGAUGUGGAAUUAGCAAUUAUCAACACAUCAAACUUUUAAAAGUGAAAGAGUGAGAUGUCCCUGAUACAGUGGAGGAAGCGCCAUCUUGUAUCCUGGGGCUCUGACAAUCCUCUAGGUCUGAUUUUGUAGCCCAAGGACUCCUUGGACUAUCUGCUGUCACUCUGUGUUGUUUCUCCCUUCCCUUGCAGGCUUCCCUCUGGGCUCCACGGUGAGGUCUGAAACCAAAGGCAUCUGGAUGUGGUGUAUGCCCCACCCCUCCAAACCGGACCACACCCUGGUCCUUCUGGACACUGAGGGCCUGGGCGAUGUGGAAAAGGGCGACCCUAAGAACGACUUGUGGAUCUUUGCCCUGGCUGUGCUUCUGAGCAGCACAUUAGUCUACAACAGCAUGAGCACCAUCAACAACGACGCCUUGGAGAAGCUGCAUUAUGUGGCAGAGCUCGCAGAACUAAUUAGGGUAAAGUCUUCCCCAAGACCUGAUGAAACCAAAGAUGCCACUGAGUUUGCAAGUUUCUUUCCAGACUUUGUCUGGACUGUGCGGGAUUUCAUGCUGGAGCUGAAGCUAGAUGGUCACCAUAUCACAGAGGAUGAGUAUCUGGAGAAUGCCUUGAAGUUGAUUCCAGGUAACAAUCCCAAAGCUAAAAUUUCCAACGCAACCAGGGCAUGUAUCAGGUGUUUCUUUCCACAACGGAAGUGUUUUGUCUUCGACCGGCCAAGAUAUGAAAAGGAGCUCCUAGCUCGUAUCGAAGAUGUGUUGGAAACCUGUCUCAAUCCUAAAUUCCUGGAACAAUCAAAUAAUUUCUGUUAUUACAUUUUCACCCAUGCAAGGCCCAAGACCCUCAUGAAAGGAUUCAAAGUCACUGGGAAUCAGUUGGGGACUCUGGUGGUGACCUACGUGGAUGCCAUCAACAGCGGAGCAGUGCCUUGUCUGGAGAAUGCAAUGACAACGCUGGCCCAGCGUGAGAACGCAGCAGCUGUGCAGAGGGCAGCUGACCACUACAGCCAGCAGAUGGCGCAGCGAGUGCGGCUCCCCACGGACACGCUCCAGGAGCUGCUGGAAGCGCACGCGGCCUGCGAGACGGAGGCCAUCGCUGUCCUGAUGGAGCGCCCUUUCAAGGAUAACCUGUGGGAGUUCCAUAGACAGCUCGCGGAAAUCAUAAAGAGUAAGAAAGAGGAGUUUUUGCAACAGAAUGAAGAGGCAUCUGUUAAAUACUGCCAGGAUAUACUUCAUCAGCUUUCGAAGACCCUAAUGGAAAGGUUUUCAGAAGGAAAGUUCUAUGUUGUUGGAGGGCACAAACUCUACAGGGAUGCAAAGAAAAGGAUUAAAUGGAAGUACUCAAGAGUGCCUAGGAAAGGAGUAAAGGCAAAUGAGGUCCUCCAGCACUUCCUGAAGGGCCUGGAGGAGAUAGAGGGCUGCAUCCUGCAGGCUGACAGCGCCCUGACCGACCAGGCGAAGGCUGCCUCAGCAGUGGGGGCCAGGAAGGAAGCAGCUGAGAAGGAAUGGGAGAAGCUGUUGCAGCAGAUGCAAACUCACUGGAGAAACCCUGAUGAAAAUAUAAGUCAGUCGAGAGAGAAGGUGGACAGGGAAAGGGACAAAGAGCUGAUUUGACAAGGACACUGAAGCACAAGCUGAAGAUCUAAGCAGAUCGUUUAAUGAAGAACUUCGGAAGAAAUAUGGGGACAUGAAUGCAGAGAUAAAUUGCGUGGGAAAUGUGAUUGAGACUACUAAAGACGAUAAAACUCUCUGGAUUGCACAGACUCUAAAAGUACUUGCCACUGAACCAUCUGUGGUCCUGUCUGUUCCUGCAAAAUUGGUUGAUCUGGGUCUGAGGAGCCUGAGCUCACUAUGUGAAUGAGAUUAACUUUUCUUUUAAUGAAAUUAUAGCAUGUGGCUAUGUACUCUGGCCUAAUUUUGCUGUGUGUGUUUUCCAGUUUCAUUCAGCAAAGCUUUAAACAUAAAAAGUGCUUCCUGGAAAUAUAGUCUGACAGACAUUAGAAUAAACACUGAAUUUGUUUGUGUGAAAGGAAAAGAAACUGCUGUUUUAGAACCAGAGUUGGCAUAUUUGGUCUGUGAGCCAAAUUUUUCUUGCUGCCAGUUUUUAUAAAUAAAGUUUUAUUGGGACACAACCAUGCCAUUCUUUUAUCUAUAGUCUAUGGCAAUUUUCAUGCCAUAACAGCAGAGUUUAAUAGUUGUAAUAAAUACCGUAUGACUCACAAAACCUAAGAUAUUUCCUUUUGAAGACUUUAUAGAGAUAGUUCUCCCUGUUGAUUCAGGCACUAUAAUAGAGGAAGGGACUAAAUUUGCGAUCAAGUUAAAAAAUGUCCUUGGAAUGAACUCAUCAAGAAUACUGCUGAAAACCAGCCACAAGAGAAUUGUACAACACGUAUAUAUAAAUAUUCAAGUCAGUUCUCCCUUAAUUCAUUCAUGAAUUUAAUGCUUUCUGAAGAUGUAGACAACAUGACUUCAUGUAAGUUUAAAUUGAAGUGCUUAGAAUACUUUAAAAAAUUGCCAGGGUAACACAGAAGAAUUAAGAAAAGGGACUCUACCUAUUCCGUAUGAAACCUAUUCUAGAGCUACAGAAAUUAGACCAGCGCAGCUCUGGGUCAUAAGAAGUCGGACAAAGCUAUAGAGCAUUCUGUAUAUGCUAGAGACAGAUACAAAUACUUUCAGAAGCUGUUUAUUUU